This is a messenger RNA of Theileria equi strain WA, 342 nucleotides long. RefSeq lists its product as hypothetical. The record is from RefSeq and is a predicted model, not a curated record. The transcript has a single exon. NCBI's taxonomy places the organism in Eukaryota, Apicomplexa, Aconoidasida, Piroplasmida, Theileriidae. The coding region runs from base 1 to 342 and encodes 113 amino acids.
AUGGGCGUUAUAAUAGACAUUGGAUAUGAUCCAAAAACAUCCAUAGAUACAAAAAAUCGUAAUUAUAUUAAAUAUGAAUAUAGUAAAAAUGGUAAGGGCUCUGUUGAGGUCACAGAACAUAGGAAUAUUGACACUCUUCCAGGAUAUAAAAAAUGCGUGCAUAAACCAAAGCAUGGAGCCCAAAUUGGAGAAGUUUUUAGGGGAGAAGUUAGGCAGAAUGGAUUAGAAAAAUCUUAUGAUAGCGAUUCAAUAACAGUCUAUUUCUGGGAGCUUGAUCGGAAAUAUAUGAGUCCUCUACUCCUUCAGCUUGGAGAUGAAUACUAUAAAACUUACGAUGCAUAA